Rhizophagus irregularis DAOM 181602=DAOM 197198 is the source of this 682-nucleotide messenger RNA. RefSeq lists its product as uncharacterized. Lineage: Eukaryota; Fungi; Glomeromycota; Glomeromycetes; Glomerales; Glomeraceae. Gene Ontology annotation, molecular function: channel activity. Gene Ontology annotation, cellular component: pore complex. The record is from RefSeq and is a predicted model, not a curated record. Gene Ontology annotation, biological process: cytolysis in another organism; pore complex assembly; monoatomic cation transport.
CAGAAUCUGAUUACACCAUUACAUAUAAAAAUGAAUUAAUGUUUUCACAAACAAUUCACAAGAAUUAAACUUUUCAUUUUCUAAUUCUUGACCAUGUCAGUAGGCAUUUACAAUAUUUUGGAUAUAACUGGCGCCUUGCUCGACGCAAUCUUAAAAGAAUUAAAAUCUGGCAGAAAAGUCGCUAUCACUAUCAAAAAUUGUUCUUCACAAACUCUUGAAAACCCCAAAAUAUUUAUAAAGUCUGGAACAUGUAGAAAAGGAUUUCCUCCUAAUCCAAUCCCAACGGGUAAAGGUGUGGUCUGGGCUGCCAAUAAGACCUCUUAUUCGACUUGGGGAACGUCAGGAGUUAUUGUGUACCAUAUCAAAACCGAAAAAUGGAAUAGGUCUUUAGCCUUUAUGUGGAAAAUUCCAUUCUCCUACGUCAAUCAUGCAAAUUGGUGGAAAAUUAAGCUUUAUGAAGGUUUGGUAGAAGUUAAUAAAGAAUUUUAUGAACGGAUGCGCUAUGAAGACAAACCUCAUAAAGGAGAUGGCAACCCUUUUAACGGUGAUCUAGGCGGUGGUUGGAGUUACGUGGGAACAAUGGGAGGUGCAGGCAAAUGUACUAUCGAUAUUACUAUUACUGAUGGUAAUAAUGAGCCGUGCUUUUAACACAUCUAAGUAUACAAAUUAAAUAUUUUUAUGG